GCAACAGUACCUCCCCCAUCAUCUCGGUAUAUUAGAGAGAGAAAGAGCCGCACGCAGAGAACACAGUCUGGGUUACAGAGAACACUAAGCACCGAGACACCGAGCUGGGAUUCCUUUGUUCUGGAAUUCCCGAUUUUAAGUAUUUUACCUUUGAUGUUUUUUAACUGGAAACGAAUGGAAUCUUCCUGAGUUUUUUACGGAUUAUAACGUACUUGUUGUUACAUGGUGAAGGAAAUAUGUCGGGCAGAACAAUGACACGGCAAGUACUGUUGUUUAUCUCCGUCCUCUCUCUCAGUUCAGUACACGGGCAGGUCAGUUACUCCAUUCCCGAGGAAAUGGCGAAAGGCUCUUUAGUCGGUAACAUAGCGCAGGAUUUGGGUUUAGAUAUCAAAAGACUGAAAUCUGGUAAUGCUCGCAUACACGUUGGGAACAGUGCGGAAUACAUCGAGCUGAAUAAAGAAAGGGGAGUCCUCCUUGUCAAAGAGAGAAUAGACCGUGAGGCGUUGUGCAGACAGACGACGCCUUGCGCAUUGCAUUUUCAGAUAAUUAUGGAGAACCCAAUAGAAUUUUAUCGGGUUACUGUUGAGAUAACCGAUAUCAAUGAUAAUGCUCCAGUUUUUCAAAUGCACGAUAUGAAAUUUGAGAUAAGCGAGUCCGCUAAUACGGGGGCAAAAUUCGUCUUGGAGAGAGCUUUUGAUUCUGAUAUCGGGUUAAAUGGACUCCAAACCUAUUCGCUUAAUCCAACCGAUAAUUUUGUUUUAAAACUACAAGGUCAGGCUGAUGGAAUCAAAGUAGAGAUGGUUUUACAGAAGCCUUUAGAUCGAGAGAAACAGGAGCAGAUGUCUUUAGUGUUAACUGCCCUCGAUGGAGGAGACCCUCAGAUGUCUGGGACAGUGCAGAUUCACGUCACUGUGCUAGAUGCUAACGAUAAUGCUCCGGUUUUUACACAGGCAGUAUAUACGGCGAGUGUUGUAGAGAACUCACAGAAGGGUACUUUAUUAACUACAGUCAGUGCCACUGAUAUAGAUCAUGGAUCAAAUGGUUUAGUCACAUAUUCUAUAUCAAGCAGCACAGUUGGUAUUUUGGACCUAUUUGAAAUAGAUGAGAGUAAUGGCGAAGUGCAUUUGAUUAAUGAGGUCGACUAUGAAACUGCAAAACAUUAUCAAAUAGACGUGAAAGCGAAAGAUCAAGGUGGUCUUACAGAUUCCACUAAACUGAUAGUCGACAUUAUCGACGUUAACGACAAUAAACCAUUAAUUGAUUUGAUGUCAACUUCUAAAUCAAUACCAGAAAAUUCCCCUUCUCAGACAGUCAUAGCUGUAAUGAGCGUCCACGACCCAGACUCUGAUAGUAACGGAGUGGUGGACUGUGUUUUAACUGAAAAUAUUCCCUUUACCAUUAAAUCUACAUCUAAUGGCUUCUAUAGUCUAGUAACAGACAGUGACUUGGACCGAGAGAGAGCCUCUGAAUAUAACAUCAGUGUGACGUGCUCUGAUGAGGGAGUGCCCUCUCUCUCCAGCAGCGUCACUCUCACCUUACAGAUAUCAGAUGUGAAUGACAACGCGCCUGUCUUUGAGAGGAGCUCAUAUGAGGCCUACAUUAUAGAAAACAACACACCGGGCCUCUCUAUAUUCACAGUGAAAGCCAGAGACGCUGACUGGAACCAGAAUGCCCGUGUUUCUUACAUACUGGAGGACUCCUCGGUUAACGGAGUGCCCGUCUCCUCGUAUGUGUCCGUUAGUGCUGAUAGUGGAGUCAUCCAUGCAGUGCGCUCUUUUGACUACGAGCAGAUCAAGGAUUUCCAGUUCCGUGUAAAAGCGCAGGAUGGAGGCUCCCCUCCUCUCAGUAGCAAUGUGACUGUGAAAAUAAUGAUCCAGGACCAGAACGACAACGCGCCUCAGGUUCUGUACCCAGUCCAGACUAGCAGCUCUCUGGUGGCUGAAAUGGUGCCUCGUUCAGCAGAUGUGGGAUAUCUUGUCACUAAAGUGGUGGCUGUUGAUGUGGACUCUGGACAGAAUGCCUGGCUCUCCUAUAAACUGCAGAAAGCGACAGACAGGGCGCUGUUUGAAGUGGGCUUACAGAAUGGAGAAAUAAGAACUAUACGCCAAGUCACUGAUAAAGAUGCUGUGAAACAAAGACUCACUGUUGUAGUGGAGGACAACGGGCAGCCCUCUCGUUCAGCUACAGUCAAUGUUAACGUGGCGGUGGCGGACAGCUUCCCUGAAGUGCUCUCGGAGUUCACUGACUUUACGCACGACAAGGACUACAACGAUAACCUGACUUUUUACUUAGUCUUGGCUUUGGCUGUAGUCUCCUUUCUGUUCAUCACAUGUUUAGUGGUUAUUAUAUCAGUGAAAAUAUACAGAUGGAGACAGUCUCGCGUCCUCUAUCAUUCCAAUCUCCCUGUUAUUCCGUAUUAUCCACCGCGUUACGCAGACACUUUGGGGACAGGAACUCUACAGCACGUGUACAAUUACGAGGUGUGCAGGACGACUGACUCCAGAAAGAGUGACUGUAAGUUCGUCAGACCGUGUAGUCAGAACGUACUGAUAAUGGACCCCAGUUCUACAGGGACGAUGCAGCGGAUGCAGAGUGAGCAGAACAUCCUGGAUGAACCAGACUCUCCACUAGAGGUCUGUUAUAUUUGAGUCAUUAUCCUUCCC
Messenger RNA from Salmo salar (Atlantic salmon), 2663 nucleotides. The record is from RefSeq and is a predicted model, not a curated record. NCBI's taxonomy places the organism in Eukaryota, Metazoa, Chordata, Actinopteri, Salmoniformes, Salmonidae.